This is a messenger RNA of Cynoglossus semilaevis (tongue sole), 2963 nucleotides long. RefSeq names its product antizyme inhibitor 1. Gene Ontology annotation, biological process: positive regulation of polyamine transmembrane transport; negative regulation of protein catabolic process. The coding region runs from base 649 to 1995 and encodes 448 amino acids. Gene Ontology annotation, molecular function: ornithine decarboxylase activity; ornithine decarboxylase activator activity. The transcript has 12 exons. NCBI's taxonomy places the organism in Eukaryota, Metazoa, Chordata, Actinopteri, Pleuronectiformes, Cynoglossidae. Gene Ontology annotation, cellular component: cytoplasm. The record is from RefSeq and is a predicted model, not a curated record.
ACCUUCGCUCAUGUGUUACAUCCAAUAAGUAACAUGCACAUUAGAAGGUCUAAAUUUCAAUAACUUGCCAAUUCUUAACUCGUUGUAAGUAGUUUUGCACAUUGAAAAAUUAAUUGAUUUAUAUUUUACCAUUAUUCGUUACCAAGUGAAUUUAUUUUGAAGGUUUACCCGGAUGUGAUCGGAUUGUUUUAUGUCUAGUUUAGUUGUUUAUGGGUCCGUCUCCCAAUUUCGCUGUUGCCGUGUGUCCACUGUUUCCUGUUAGCAAUUCCUACUAUACUGAUCAACGAACAAGAAAAAGACGACCUCCACCACGUCCAUGGCAAUUUAUCUUUUCUCCUUAUGUAAACCCAUCACUCAUUAAAAAUUCCGCUUAAAAGGAAAAAGCGAUCCGUCCCCUCGGCUGGGUUUUCAGUGAAUGUGUACAACAACUAUCCAGAGAAUUUAGGGGCAGCUCUAUACCGAGAGUCAUUUGACUUCAACGCAGAGCCACCUUGGGAUCCUAGUUGAUAGUGGACAAGUUCAUCUUAGGACUUAUCCAUCUUGUUGCAAAGCUCUAGGACCCCAGGGGCUCAGCAGCUCAGUCGCAAUACUACCUCAAAUUAGCCGCGUUCUUUAUGCCUGUGGGAUUUGAGCAAAUUGGAGAAGAAAAUGAAGGGCUUCGCUAAAGAACAGCAGUAUUCUGUCAGCCUGCUGGAGGGAGGCACAAUGCUCCUCGAUGUCACUGACAACCUUAUUUAUGGACAAAACCUGUCUGAGAAGAAUGCAUUCUUUGUGGCAGACCUUGGUGUUGUAAUGAGGCAACAUGUUCGCUGGCGAACACACAUGGCCCAAAUUCGACCCUACUACAAUGUCAGAUGUAACAGCAGUUCAGCUGUUAUUGCGGUUCUUGCUGCUCUUGGAAGUGGAUUUAUUUGCAACAACAAGUCUGAACUGGAGCUGGUGCAAGGCCAUGGUAUUCCUUCUGAAGACAUCAUCUACAGUAGUUUCUGCAAACAGGUCUCUCACAUUAAAUAUGCUGCUAAGAAUGGCAUCGACCUUCUGGUGUGUGACAAUGAAGCUGAGCUACGCAAGAUUUCACGCUCUCACCCCAAUGCCAAGCUGCUGCUGCAGGUUUCAACACAGGCAUCAAACCUGGAUGAUGACAUAAGCAUGACAAUUGGCUGCUCCCUGAAGGACUGCAGGCGUCUCCUGGAGAAGGCAAAGGAACUGAGUGUUCAGGUUGUUGGAGUCAGAUUUCACAUUUCUCACUCCUGUGAGGAUGACCAGGUCUACGUCCAUGCCAUCUCAGAUGCCCGCUGUGUUUUUGAUAUGGGAGAGGAAAUUGGGUUCAACAUGAAAAUCCUUGACAUUGGAGGAGGCUUUAGUGUCACUGAGGCUCAGCUGGUGCAGGUCAACGUUGCCAUCAUGUCAAUGGUGGACCUGUACUUCCCACCUUCUACUGGAGUUUCUAUCGUUGCUGAGCCUGGGAGUUUCUUUGUCACCUCUGCUUUCACCUUGGCUGUUAACAUCAUCUCCAAGGACAUGGAUCCCCUGGAUCAGCAGGAUCAAGAUCUGUCGCCAAAUGAAGAGCCAGAGUUUCAGUACUACAUAAAUGAAGGAGUUUAUGGAACCUUUUCCAGUAAACUUUCAGACACAGUGAUUGUGGCUCCAUCUGUUCACAAAAACAUCUCCCUGGAUGCUCCAGUGUUCAGCAGCCGUCUUUGGGGUCCAUCUGGGGAUGACCUGGACCUCGUGGUGGAGCACUGUUUAUUACCUGAGCUCAACAUUGGUGACUGGCUCCUGUUCAGCCAUGCUGGGGCCUACAGCCUCGGUCAGCCUCUUUGCACCACAUCUGACUCACCACCACCCCCUGUAUACUUUGUCAUCUCCUCGAGAGACUGGUUUGAAUUUCAGGAAAAUUGCAGUAUCCAUGAGGCUACACUGAAGAACUUUUCCUUGGUCCCUUAUUGCUUCAAUUCCUGCCAUCCAGAGGCUGCUUUCUCUGUCCCAGCUUAGCAGUCGUUGGCCAGACCACUGGGUUCUGCUGCUAGCUUUGUCUGGUCUACAUUCCACUGAGAUGAACUGUAAAAACAGUGCUUGAACCUGCUGGGACUGGAUCAAGUUGAUGUUGAAACCUUAAAUGUGUAGUGUAUUAUGUGAUUACAACUGUUAGCUUUCAGUAGCAUGGAAGAAAAUUAAGUCAUAAAAAGUCAAAUACAGAUUUUAUUAAGCUUUUGGCAUUCAGCUAAAGAUAUUACAUUCUGUAGAAAUGUAGAUUAGAAAAUUCAUGAUCCAGUUUGACAAAAGAGGUGUCUCCAUUGCUGCUGAUAGUAUUGUACAGAAAUGUAUAUCCUGAGUGAAGAAGUGUAUUUAAACAGAAUCCUCUUUAAGACCUCUGUGCUUCGUCCCAGAAUGUACUUUUAUUAUUUGAACUGAUACCACAGAUUUUAUUAUAGUUAAAUAAAUUAUUCCUUUAUCAAAUUUCAAUUAAAUUAUCAUCAGUGUGUUAAAACUAAGGCUUGCAGCAAUCUCAUACAGCACAUACUGUUUGCACAUGGACAUUUGCCAGUUUUAUGAUUGUGUGAAGAAAACCAAUCCCAGAAUGUGUUUAAAAGGCCAUUCGAACAGUGUUAACCAGUUUUCUGGUGUCUUAACUGAUUUUCCUGCAGGUGAAAGGUUUUACUACACAGCAGUACAGCAGUACAGUACUACAGACGGAACAAAGCAAGUGUUGAAUGACAUGUCUGGUGUAGAAAAGGGACUUCUGUCAAGAAAUCCAGAACUGUAACCCACCUGCAUUUUAGUAGAGUUUUGUUUUAAAACUACUUUUGACUCUUGACUUUUGAAAAAGUUGUGUAUUUUUCUGAAAAAUUGUCUUUGUCUAAAAUAUUUGUGUAAGCAUGAGGAAUUUAGUGAUUUGUCUGCUAUUAACUUGUAGCUGUGCUUGUCAAUGUGAACAGUAGUAAACAAAACUCGGACAGAAA